Messenger RNA from Aaosphaeria arxii CBS 175.79, 1398 nucleotides. RefSeq names its product 2-hydroxy-3-oxopropionate reductase. NCBI's taxonomy places the organism in Eukaryota, Fungi, Ascomycota, Dothideomycetes, Pleosporales. The record is from RefSeq and is a predicted model, not a curated record. Gene Ontology annotation, molecular function: NADP binding; oxidoreductase activity, acting on the CH-OH group of donors, NAD or NADP as acceptor; NAD binding. The transcript is spliced from 3 exons. Bases 218 to 1192 code for a protein of 324 amino acids.
UUGAACAUCUUCAAAGUACAUGUGUACUCUGACCCUCUCGCUAAGCUACCUCACCAGACUCUCAAUAGGUACCUACCUAGAUAGUUAUCUAACGUACCACAAGUGUGGGGUAACGCGGAAGCAUGCGCAAAGCCGCCUAAAAGGAGUACUAUAGUUCUCCACAUCAUGGAAUUCAACUCGUGAAUGCUCAUCUUCUCUUCCUCCCAGGACAAACAAAAUGGAGUCACUCCAAGUUGGCUGGAUUGGCCUGGGCAACGCUGGCUACCCGAUGGCAGCCUGCCUUGCCAAAAGAGGACAUCGACUCCUCGUCCGCGACGCAGAUCCCGCCCGUAGUGUGCAGUUCGUCGAAAAGUAUCCCAAGUGCAGGAUGGCGACGCUCGACGCCGAGUCCUUCAAAGACUGUGAUGUUGUUGUGACCAUGUUGCCAAACGGCGAGGUCGUGAGAGACGUCCUGUUUGGCGACCAUGGAAUCGCCGGGCACUUGAAGCCAGGCUCGGUCGUCAUCGACACCAGCUCAUCCUCGCCCUUUCAUACUCGCGACUUGGGAGGCGAGCUCGCGAAGCUCUCUGUCGAUCUUGUCGAUUCGCCCAUCACGCAGGAACGGCUUCACGCCAUUGAUGAUCGGGGCGCUACUCUCAUGGUAGGCUCGGACUCACCCGACGCCCUUCAGAAGGUCAUGCCGAUCCUCAAAGAUAUGAGUACUCAUGUCUUCCCAAUGGGCGGAUUGGGAACCGGCCAUACCAUGAAGACACUUAACAAUUAUGUCAGUGUUGGUAGCAUCAUCGCUCUCUGCGAUGCUUUGGUGACCGGCCAAAAGCUCGGAUUGGAUCCGCAGACCAUGAUCGAUGUUUUAAAUGUCGGCACAGGAGUGAACUUCUCGACCAAGUAUUCCAUGCGGAACUUAAAGUCCUUCGAUACGGGUUACCAACUUGAAUUACUUGUCAAAGACGUCAAGAUCGCCAAAGAAGUCAUCGAACAGUCCGGGUUCGAAUCAGAACUCCCUGGAUUGGCUCUGAAGUACUUGGAGGACUCGUUGAAGCUGGUUGAAACGGGAGCUGAUCAUUCUGAAUGCAUCAAAAGCUGGGAACAGCGAGCCGGUGUCGAGAUUGCGAAGACAGAACGAAGGGGUGAUGAGACGAGACUUCAACGCUCGGGCAGCGUCUCUCAGAAGGAGCCUGUUCUAUAUUUCUGAUUGAAGCUAAUACGUCGCUUGGGAGCAGCGCAUUCAAUGUAUACAGGCGACUUCUAGGGCGCAUUCACUGUUCUGAAAUCCUGCAGUGUUGUUUUCCACAGAGCUUGUUUGCAAAUCACAGUGCUACUACCUCCCAUGAUUGAGGUACGCCAUUGCUAUCAAAACAUACGAAAAGGAUACUCUCUUGCAUGUUCAACAAUAAUAAA